Messenger RNA from Anoplophora glabripennis (Asian longhorned beetle), 4484 nucleotides. RefSeq names its product D-glucuronyl C5-epimerase. Gene Ontology annotation, biological process: heparan sulfate proteoglycan biosynthetic process. The record is from RefSeq and is a predicted model, not a curated record. Gene Ontology annotation, cellular component: Golgi apparatus. Bases 171 to 1955 code for a protein of 594 amino acids. The transcript is spliced from 5 exons. Lineage: Eukaryota; Metazoa; Arthropoda; Insecta; Coleoptera; Cerambycidae. Gene Ontology annotation, molecular function: heparosan-N-sulfate-glucuronate 5-epimerase activity.
UUUGAUGUUUGUAUUUGUGGUGUAUUGACAUUGUUGACCGACUGAAGACUGAAGUAUUGCAAAAUAGAAUGUUUAUAUAUGUCACGACAAAUAUCUAAAUAUAAUCAAUAAUGUAAAGAUCUUAAUAAGGUUUCUUAUAAAAAGAAGGUAAAAGAAAAUGUGAUAAACUAAUGAAUACUUUGCAAAAAAGGGCUGGCUCUUUACAAGGCCAAAAAAUAUACCACACUUAUAAGGGUCCCCCAUUAUUUUUUAUAAUGAUGAGGUUAAACGUUAAAGUAGCAUUACUGUUUUUACUCUCUAUAGGGAUAUUAACUAUAAUAAUUCUAUAUUCUUUUUGUGGUGAUACAAAUAAAGAAUGGCAGAGACUUAAUUACAACAACUUAAACAAAAAGGCUUUUGGUUUGCAAGUAGCUGAAGAAAUAGAGUGUGAUAUUAAUGGCGAAGAUGUGAUAGGAUGUAGGAAAGAGGGCGAUGAAGUAUACAUACCAUUUUCAUUUUUACAUAGAUAUUUUGAAGUCUAUGGUAAAUUGGCAACUUAUGAUGGUCUAGAAAGAUUUGAAUGGUCACAUAGUUACAGUAAAAUAUACCACCCAAAAGCAAAAUAUGAUCCGAGAGGAGUUUUUAUGUAUUUCGAGAAUUAUAAUGUUGAGGUAAGAGAAAGAGUGAAAUGUAUUAGUGCCACUGAAGGAGUGCCAAUUUCAACCCAGUGGGAAAGUCAGGGUUAUUACUACCCAACUCAAAUUGCCCAGUUCGGUUUGUCGCAUUAUAGUAAAAAUUUAACAGGACCGGAACCUCAAAGAAGAAUGGUUGAAGAUAGUGACAAAGAAUUUGCGAACUGGAUAGUGCCUAAAACUGCAAACCUGGAAAGACUAUCUGAUAGUCCACUAGGAAACAGAGUAUUAAAAUUUUACACAAGUGAAAAUUAUUUAGAUGGUAUACAAUUAAAAAUGGAUCUUGUACUUUAUUCCGUUAUGAGUCUGAAUAUUAUGCUUAGUGGUAAUAGUAGCAUUACUGUCACUUUACAAAACAGAGAGAGCAAGGAGAUUUAUAAUUUGCACUACAUUACAUCGGAUAUUUGGAUAACAGUUCAGGAUAACAAUAUUUAUCAUGGCAUUGGAAUCACCCAGGAUUGGAAAAAAAUUACGAGAGAUCUUACAAUAGACUUACAAAAGGGUUUAAGCUACCUCGAUAAAGACAAAUCUAAGCACAAAAUUCCUAGAUCUAAGUUAAAGAUAAUUAACAUUACCCUCAGGGGUGCAGGGGCCAUUGAUAAUUUCACAUUGUCAACAUCAGAACAUAUCCAACAAUUUUAUGAUGCUGCAGAGUGGUUUGUUCGGCAUCAGGAUAAGGAGACUGGUGGUUGGGCAAUCCCCGUAAAACGAAAAUUAGCAUCUGGAUUUCAUGACUUACAACCAGGAUGGUACUCAUCAAUGGGCCAAGGCCAUGCAUUGUCUGUACUUUCUAGAGCCUAUUAUCAUUCUGGAGGUAAUACACAGUACUUAACGGCGGCAUUAAAUGGGUUAAAACCAUUUAAAGUUUCAAGUGCAGAAGGCGGCGUGUUGGCUACUUUUCUCAACAGAUAUCAUUGGUAUGAGGAGUAUCCGACAGAACCAGCAUCCUUUGUUUUAAAUGGCUUUAUAUACUCUCUCCUCGGCCUAUACGACUUAAUGGUUAUCGCUCCGCCUGGUCAAGCGCAAGAAGCUGAGUUCCUGUACAACGAAGGAAUGAACUCAUUAAAAAACAUGUUAAUGUUGUUUGAUAUGGGGAGUGUAACUUCAUAUGAUUUGCGACAUUUUACUAUACACAUAGCCCCAAAUUUGGCCAGGUGGGACUACCAUGCUACACAUAUCAAUCAGCUGCUGUUGUUAUGUACUAUAGAGAACGAACCUUUAUUUAAGCAAACCGCAGAGAGGUGGAUAGGAUAUAUGAAUGGUAAGAGAGCCGGUCAUAAUUGAUAUGUUAUGGUUUGUAACCAGGUGAUAUUGACUUAGUUUGAGGUACUUAUAAGCUUCCAAUGUAAUAUUUCUAGUCACACGAAAGUGGAAUAACUUUUAUUUUCUGAUAUCGUCCCUUAAAGAAGAUAUGUAAAAGCUCUUCAUUAAUAUUUACAAUGUUAGAGAAAAUCUCGAAAUAUGUAGUUAAGUAAAUGCAAUCAUAUUUCUGUUUAAUACACAAAAAUGUGUAAUAGCCAAUAUCUGCUUAAGUGGAUCCUUAGUCUAUGUAUCUUCCAAUACUUAAUGAAGGGGUUAUACAGUCCCAUAUUUUUUUAGCAUUAUUUUGAUGAAGUUACUUUAUCCAAAUAUUUUAUAAAUAAUUUCGUUUACGUUAAAUUUACGUUAUGUUUGAAUUUAUAUGAUCAUUUCUUUUGGGGUGUAGACUAGGUAACAAAUAUACAAGCAUUUAAAAAAUACAGUAGAACUUUGGUCCGUGCCUCAUGGAACCGGACUUUCACAGGAUAAGGGUGAUUGUCUCAAAAAAAAAACAAUAAUCAAGUGUCACUUGCUAAAAUUACCAGAAAACAGGUUAUAUAAAAAAUAGUAAAUAAGAAAUAUUCUCUAUAAAAAAGGAUCGUCUUAACCCAUUGGGCAAGUCAAUCUGUAUUGUUGGUCCUCUCUCCACUCUCUCCACAUCAUCCGCACUUCCCCCCAAGCUUUGCAACACGUUGGCCCAUGCCUACAUCUUCAGUUGACCUUUGAGGUUCAGGUUGUGAAUGUUGUUUCUGUGUUGGCUGUCUCUUAAACCCUUGUCGCCUUAUUCUGUUCAUUGUAAUUUUUUUUGGUAAAGUUCACAUGUUGCUGAAAAUUUUUACUUACUUAACAUGAUUUAAGGGGAGUAAAACGUAAACUCAUUUUGGCAACGUUCGAAUCGCCAUCUCCGAGUUCUUCCUUGUCACUCCCAUCACCUUUGUUUUCCGACAUUCUUUAUCAUCCAGUGAGUUUUAUUAUCAAUUAGAUUUUCCGACGGAGAAAGUCACUUUUAUUUUCUAAUAACACAAACAAUGUACACUAAGUAAUUUGGUUUGGUUAUAAAGUGUAUUAUUUUUACAGGUUAAGGUUUGAUAUCUUACUUGUUGAGUUAUGGGGAAGAAAAUAAUAAAAUAUAAACUGAGUAAAUAGUUUUUAAUGAGAUUUUUAUAUAGCUUUUAUAGCGUCACUCGUAAGUAGACUGCAUACAGACUAAUACUUAAUAGGAAAAGAUACUUUGGUUUUUAUAUAAGCAUUUCUGCUGAUCAGCGUAUUUAGCCACAGCGUCGGCUUCGCUGGAGUAAGUUUAACUUAGGACUAUAAACACCAUUAACACGAGCUUAAUAUACAGAGUGUUCGACUUAUUUUAUUUUGCGUUUAUCCAAUACGCCCACUCAAAAAAAAUUGGUCGACACUGUCGUAAGUGUUCUUGUCCACACGUGAACGUAAAAUAUGUACGUGGAACUCGGGGGAGAGGUGCCUAAGUUCUGGUCCAACAUUUGUUGCAUGGAUUGGGGAAAACCCCCUCAAAAACCCAAUCAGACCAGGGACUCCAAAACUUGUUCCAAGCCCAUUUGAGUUCGAAAUUCAAGGAACUUUGUUGUUUUGUAAAGGUAUCUGCCAAUUGCUGACCUGUAGGAACAUAAACAAGUUUUACUUUCUUUUGUUCAAUCUACUCUCUAGCAAAAUGAUAUUUAAUAUCAAUGUGUUUUGAACGCUUAUGACAUGUUGGAUUGUUAGCAAUAGAUAUACAACCAUUAUUAUCUUCAUAAAUGGUUAUAGGCUCUAAGAGGUUUACAUUGGUACUGAUCUUUGUUGAUUAGCAUAUGAUAUUCAAUGUUUUCCGUACAGUUUGUCCAUUAGGUGAACCUAAAGUCUGUCUGUUUGUAGGAAAGUGUUCUCUAAUUUGUCGGGGUUGGAUGGAAAUAGAUUCGUGUAUUACCAUUAAGUUGAGGCGUCAUGUUUUUAUAAAAAUUUUGAAAUCUUGGGCCUUGAGUAAAAUAACGAUUAAUUUGUUUAUCAACUGGUACUAUCGGUUUGUUAUUUACUAUUUGUGCUUCAUUUUAUUGCAAAAUUUGAUAUUCUUUUUCCUCCAGUACUCUAAUACAAAGUUUAGAGCUUCCUCUAGCAUUCCUGGAUUUUUAAUUCUUACUAUUGUUUGAUAAUUUAUCAGUAGAUUUGUUAUAAACAUGGUGUUAGCAAUAUAUCCGAUUUGUAAAUCUGUAAUUUGUGGAUUUGGAGAAACGUCAAUUAUUUUUGUUAUAACAAUUAUAACUCAUCUCGUAAUCAUAUUUUUGUUCGUUUCUCAUGCGUGUCAGUUGAUGUGUUAAAUAUUCAAGACCGCGUUUACCACUAAUAGUUAAUUUUUUAAAUUGCGAGAGAUCUGUGCCUUAUUCUCUCGAUAUGGAAAAAAAGGGAAGUCAAAAGAUAACGUGUACAUUCGAAAGUUUCAGAAUGAUUGGUAUUUGGAGUAUAAGUGGUUGGAAGUGUUCAUUUAAAAAAAACUUAUCUGUAUGCCGU